This is a messenger RNA of Penicillium argentinense, 1374 nucleotides long. Its product is annotated as cation:proton antiporter. The record is from RefSeq and is a predicted model, not a curated record. Lineage: Eukaryota; Fungi; Ascomycota; Eurotiomycetes; Eurotiales; Aspergillaceae. Gene Ontology annotation, biological process: proton transmembrane transport. Bases 1 to 1374 code for a protein of 457 amino acids. Gene Ontology annotation, molecular function: antiporter activity. The transcript is spliced from 7 exons. Gene Ontology annotation, cellular component: membrane.
AUGGCCAAUGGAUUUCUGCCAUACCACGAACCCGGAAUCGUCGAGAUUCUCAUCAUCGUUUCUUUCUUCUUCUUCCUUUCUCUUGCGAAAUGGGUCUCCGCGAAGAUCUUUCAAGCCGGCAUUAUAGGUCAAAUCGCUGUCGGCAUCAUCUACGGUGUACCGUUGGCCGAUAUCCUUGAACGUAACUGGCAGGAGACGUUUCUCGCUCUCGGAUAUGUUGGUCUGAUUCUGAUAAUUUUUGAAGGCGGUCUUGGCGCUCGUGUGGAUCUACUCAAGCAGAAUUUCACUUUGAGUAUGGUUGGCGCCACAACUGGGGUUUGUUUUCCCAUUGGUCUCUCAUAUCUUUUGCUCUACCUUGGUUUUGGAUAUGGUCCGGUCGAGACAUUCAUCAUCGGUGCUGCUCUUUCCGCCACGUCACUAGGAACCACUUUUGCUGUGAUCAGUUCUGCGUCAAGCUCGAUCAGUCUCUCACAGACUCGAGUAGGAUCCGUUCUCGUGAGCGCAGCUGUCAUAGAUGACGUGGUAGGACUUGUUAUGCUGAGUGUCAUUGGCGACUUGGGUAAACUUUCGGGAGAAACGAACGUCAAUCUCGGCUGGCUCAUUGGGCGUCCGAUAGUGGCAUCGAUAGCCAUGGCUAUCUUAACACCAAUUUUCACCAAGUGGGUAUUUGCGCCUUUUUUCCGAAAGUUUGUCGAACACCAUUUCGCGCGGUUUGACCAUAUCUCCAACAUCAUUCUCAUGACCCUUGUUCUUGCGGCUUUUAUUAGCAUCGCUGGCUUUACUGGUACAUCUGUCCUAUUUGGAGCGUUCUUGGCGGGCGUAUUUCUCACGUACCUUCCAAGCAAGCGCCCGGAAGGACCAUUCGUUGUCAUGAGCCGUGAGGAGGGCGAGCGCGAAGCGGACAAGAGUCCUACAUUCAUUCACACAUUUGAGAAAUAUUUGUUGGGUCCUCAGGAGUAUCUGAUGGAGCCUUUGUUCUUCUCAAGCGUCGGAUUCGCGAUUCCGUUCUUGCAACUGUGGACUGGAGAGCGAAUUUGGAGAGGAGUGGUUUACACGCUCCUUAUGGCAUUUGCAAAAGGAGAGAGGAGAAGUUGGAAUCGUGUCUGGCUCGCCGCGGUACUCUUAGGGUCUGCUAUGGUAGCGCGCGGUGAAAUCGGCCUAUUGAUCAUCGAAAUCGGACAUAACGAAACUCCGUACGUCAGUGAUGAGGGUUUCAUCACUGGUGUCUGGGCCAUUCUUUUGAAUACGAUCAUUGGUCCUGUUAUCGUCGGUCUCCUGGUUCGAUUCCACGCGAAAAAAAUAGGGGAGGGGGAGUGGGGACUACAGGAUUCUUUGUCCGUUCCUAGCCAGGAGACCGGCCACAGAGCAGUAUAA